GCUAUCUAGUACCAUGUUCAUUCAUAAGUAUCUAUUCGUUUGCAUUGUUACUUUCAGCCAAAUAACUUACCUUUAUGUUCAUUACCAGAUGGUUGGAUAUCACUCAAUACAAUACCUUUAAGUGAAAACGUCAUAUGGACCUCGAUCUCCUUGAUGGGAGUUGGGGGGCGGGGGAUGUAAACAAGGGAGGACGAGUAGUAGUAAUUUUCGUUUGGGGGGGAGGUAUAGGACUACUCACCCAAACUGCCUCGCUAGUCAUGGCGUUGCGGGCUCGGUGCAAGCAAGUUCUGGAACUGUAUCUUACAGCUUGUUGGUCCACCCUAGUUCCUCCCACAGUUUAUGUAUACAUUGCAAACUAAAUUACUUUUCAUUGUGUGUUUACAAACGCCUUCGGUGAGGAAAAAACAGUAAACUAAACCCGCAAGUUGCUUGCUUGCAAUACGACCUCGUAAGGCAUGCAACAAGGACUGCUUCAGUGCAAGGAAGCCUCAGAAAAUUCUUUCAGUCAUGUCUCUGAUAGAGGGCCCUCACAAGAGGGUUAACAUGGCAAAGGAGCUCUCCGAAGUCCUGACGAAGAAGACUGAUGUACUGGAAGCCAAUCUGGAUAACUUGUUCCUCAUAAUGGCUGGUCUAUUCGUGUUCUUUAUGCAAUGCGGAUUUGCCUUCCUGGAAGCCGGUUCUGUGAGAUCCAGGAACACCACAAACAUUCUGAUGAAGAAUAUGCUGGACGUUUUCAUAAGCGGCGUCGUGUACUGGCUCGUGGGCUACGCCUUGGCAUUCGGCGAGGGUAAUGGCUUCUGCGGCGUGGAAUUCUGGGCAAUGGUGGGCGUGACCGACGAAAAAUUGGCGUUUUGGUUUUUCCAGUUUGUGUUCGCUGCUACGGCCGCUACGAUCGUGUCUGGGUCCAUGGCUGAGAGGUGCGCUUUCGGUGCUUAUUUUGUCUACUCCACAGCAAUCACAGGAUUCAUAUAUCCCAUUGUAUCGCACUGGGCGUGGUCUACCGACGGCUGGCUGGUCGAUUCUGGAUAUCAGGAUUUUGCUGGCUCAGGCGUCGUGCACCUGACGGGUGGAGUAGCGGCGCUUGCCGGAGCUGUCAUCCUCGGCCCUCGUAUAGGACGUUUUGGGCCAAACGGGAAGGAGAUACGCGGGCAUUCGUUACCUCUCUCAGCCAUGGGAGGAUUCAUUCUCCUCUUCGGAUUUCUGGCUUUUAACGGGGGUUCUCAGGCCUCCAUAAGCAAGGAAGGAGACUCGGCUUCUGUGGCGAGAGCGAUCGUCAGCACAGUGUUAGCAGGCUGCGGUGGUGGAAUCACUUCGCUCUUCCUCUACCGUACCGGUAUUUUUGAGCCUAUGAGCAAGUGGUCGUUCCUCGUGACCCUCAACGGAGCUCUGACUGGAAUGGUGUCAAUCUGCGCUGGUUGCAACGUGAUCAAGCCCUGGGGAGCUUUUGUGACGGGCGCUAUUGCUGGAUUUAUUUUCCUCAUUAUACACAUCGUCCUGCCAAAACUUCAAGUCGAUGACCCUUUGGAUGCUACGGCUGUCCACUUGGGUGGGGGACUCUGGGGGCUAGUGGCAGUUGCUCUCUUCCAGGACGAUGGAAUCGUACACGGUGGGUCGCUGGAAGUCUUGGCAUGGAACAUGGCAGGAGCUUUAGCCAUUAUGAGCUGGACAGGGGGCCUUUGCGUCCUCAUAUUUGGACUUCUGAGGCUCAUGGGACUUCUCAGAGUACCUGCUGAGAUGGAGGAGCAAGGUUUGGACAUCCUGAAACACGGGGAGCCGGCUUACCCCGUCGAGGCUUGGCAAGAAGCUCAGUACAGCAACAACCCUGCAAAGGCAGAAGAGAAGCAAAAAGAUCUAAACCUGCCUCCAAAUAUGACCUGGAACAACAGCUGGUCUGGCUACCAGGCACCAUACCCAGGACCCGCUAUGUGCUGGACGCUGCCGAACGCCCGCAGAUCUCGCCACCCGGCCCAUUUCCACCAGAGCUUCGCCCUCAGAAUCAAUCAGUUCUACCCAAACGACGGCAAUCCAGUGUACGACCCUCCCGCGAGGAUAGCGGGUGACGAAGGAGAGGAGGAGAGAGAGAGAGAGAAUGGGGUUUACGGGACACCUACCAAGUCCUUGGGGUAUAUAGUAGAUGACGGGUAUUACGGACACGCUAAGCUGUGAUGGACGAACGAACUUAUAGUGGCGUGAUGCAGUCUCGUAAGUGAAUGUGGGUGAAUGUGAGAGGUCAUGUUUGAGCUUGGAUGAAUAUGCAGAUGUUUAGAUAUGAUACGAUAACAGAAAAAUUGCAGAGGUAAAUGACUGCAUACACUUUUACACCGUACCACAACAGCAAAGUAUUAAUAGUUGCACAAAUACUGCAUGACUCAAUUUAAUUUCUCUCCCUUCAGACGUCUCCUGAAUCUGUCACUCAUUUUUAACUGCUCUUUUUGAUCAAAACGCGCAGAGGUUAAAUUUGGCCAAUGAAGUUAACGUGUUAACUAUACCAGUUAAAUAAUGUAGCAUCUUAGGUUUAAUGUAGCAUCUUAAUGUUUUCAAAGGAUUUCUCCUUGUUAAUUCAGUAACCUAUUGAUCGAAUUCUCUCUCUCUCUCCCUCUCUGUAUGUGUGUGUGUGAGAACAUAAACCACAGUAGGUAUUGAGUUUCUGCUAAGAUGUUAAAAAUGUUAGAUAACUUGAGAUUUACAUGAGUUAACGUUUGUAACCAACUUUUAAAUACUUCUCGAAGUACAACUUAGUUAUUUCAUUGUAUUCCUUUUUUCGUUUAUUUUCUAUUUCAUUAUUUUCUUUUUCUUUUUGGUUUCGGG
Macrobrachium nipponense is the source of this 2808-nucleotide messenger RNA. RefSeq names its product putative ammonium transporter 1. Bases 508 to 2166 code for a protein of 552 amino acids. The transcript has 9 exons. NCBI's taxonomy places the organism in Eukaryota, Metazoa, Arthropoda, Malacostraca, Decapoda, Palaemonidae. Gene Ontology annotation, biological process: ammonium homeostasis; ammonium transmembrane transport. Gene Ontology annotation, molecular function: ammonium channel activity. The record is from RefSeq and is a predicted model, not a curated record. Gene Ontology annotation, cellular component: plasma membrane.